Molecule: messenger RNA, 2986 nt
Organism: Trematomus bernacchii (emerald rockcod)
Lineage: Eukaryota; Metazoa; Chordata; Actinopteri; Perciformes; Nototheniidae
Product: protein SOGA3-like
Exons: 10
Coding region: 1-2616 (871 amino acids)
Biological process (GO): regulation of autophagy
Source: RefSeq, a predicted model, not a curated record
AUGAAGUCUGCCGCCGGCGGCGCUGCAGCUGCUCCAUCACCGUCAUCAUCAGACAAUAGCGCAAGGAGGAGGAGGGGGCGGAGGCAGCACCGGGAUCCCUCGCCGGCUACAGCCCAGGAAGGGGCAACCAAGCGAGCUCGGAGACACCCAGCCAGGCCCGGAUCUCCUCUUCCCGCUGGAAGUAGCAGAAACACCGGGGCGAGGGAGAGUUUGAGGUCCGCUGACGGAAGGGAGAGGGAGCCAGAGAGGCGCGGCGGAGCAGCUGUUCACCCGGAUGGUGCUGAAGCUGAUGUAGUCAGAGCAAACAGGGCGGAUGCUGUCGGGGAAGCUCCGACAGAUUCAUCAGCAUCGGCCCGUCGCUCUGUUUUACCCCUGCCCUGCCUCAAAGGUGAUUCCUCCCGGCCUUUGUUGCCCAGCAGAGGCUCGUUUUCCUUCCCCGCGGUGGUGAGAGAGGGGACACCCGGAGAGGAAGGCGGCAGGAGCCGGGAGAGAAGCGGCGCGUCUGCGGGCUGCGGCCUCGCCUCGUUGGGUCUGUGGAGAGGAGGAUGCUUGCAGGCUGAACUCAUCCAGUUCCAUCUGCAGAAGAGACUAAGAAGAAGCGGGGCGAAGAUGCAAACCAAGACCGAGAACAUGGGGCCAGAGGAGGCCGCAGAGGGAGAGCCGGGGCCGGCUGCAGAGGAGACAGAGGCGGGGUCCGUGACACAGCAGGACCAGGCCUUGGAGGACGAGGUGGAGAGGCUGCUUGACGAAAAUGAUGAUCUUAAGUGUGAAAUUGAGGAAAUGAGGGCCGAGAUGGACGAGAUGCGAGACACAUUCUACGAGGAGGACACGUGUCAGCUGCAGGAGAUGAGACGUGAGCUGGAGAGGGCCAAUAAAAACUGCCGGAUCCUGCAGUACCGUCUGAGGAAGGCGGAAAGGAAGAAGCUGCGCUACGCUCAGACGGGAGAGAUCGACGAGGAGCUGCUCAGGAGUCUGGAGCAGGACCUGAAGGUAGCGAAGGAUGUGUCUGUGAGGCUGCACCAUGAGCUGGAAAAGGUGGAGGAGAAACGCACAAAGACCGAGGAUGAGAAUGAGAAACUGAGACAGAAACUCAUAGAGGUGGAAGUGACCAAACAAGCCCUGCAGAAUGAACUGGACAAAACCAAAGAGAAGAGAAGAGGAAGCAAGGACAUCCAGAAGACUGACAGGAAACCAUCACAAACUCCUACCGAGGAGGUCAAUGAGGACCUUAAGUGCCAGCUAGCUUUUAUCAAAGAAGAAGCAGUGCUUAUGAGGAAGAAAACCGCCAAGAUUGACAAAGAGAAGGACCGUCUAGAGCAAGAGCUGCAGAGGUACCGCUCCUUCUAUGGCGAACUGGACAGCACCCAUCAUAAAGGAGAGGCUGGGGGUCCGCCCACCACCCGUGAGUCAGAGCUCAAGUUACGGCUACGCCUGGUGGAGGAGGAGGCCAACAUUCUGGGGAGGAAAAUAGUGGAGUUGGAGGUUGAAAACCGUGGGCUGAGGGCCGAGCUCGACGACAUCCGUGGGGAAGGAGAGGGCGCAGGAAGCUCUGAGGGCGGAGCGAUGGGUGGGUCUGGCUCAGGGCGAGGCCUUGGAGAUGACCUGACGGAGCUCCGACAGCAGCUGCAGCUGGUGGAGGACGAGGCAGAGCUGCUGAGGAGGAACCUGGCCGAUGUUGAAGAUCAAAACAAGAGAGUGACCACUGAGCUGAACAAGUUACGGUUCAAAGCCGGAACCCAUGAGGGAGGCAGCAGGCACGGGGGAGGCCUCGAUGGAGCAAAGGCGGAAGCCCUGCAGGAGGAGUUAAAGGCAGCAAGGCUACAGAUUAAUGACCUAAGUGGCAAGGUGAUGCAGUUGCAGUACGAGAACCGUGUGCUCCUAUCUAACAUGCAACGCUAUGACUUGGCCUCCCACCUCUCCCUGCGGCCCAGCCCGCGGGACAGCGACGCAGAGAGCGAUGCGGGCGGAGCCACAAGUGGUCGCCGUGAGAGCGAUGAGGACUCCUCCUCGCGCCUCGUCCCACCCCACCGCAAACGCGAGGGCCCUGUAGGUGGGGAGAGUGACCCAGACGAGGUCAGAAACACUAACGGAAGCAGCCGCUGCCUGACGCCCACAAGGGGCCUCUACACCCCCACCGGGCCUGAGGGUGCCGCCUCCUCCCCCUUGGCCCGCUUCCUGCCUGUUGGCCGGUGCAGCCUGCUCGAAAGGCAACACAUGACUGACAUCCGCAUGGAGGCUGAGAGGCUUGUUCGGACCAUUGACCGGCUCAUCGCUGAUACGGCCACGAUCAUCUCAGAGGCGAGGGUAUUUGUGACAAACGGUGACCUGAUGUUCAGGAGAGGAGGGGAGGAGGGCGGAGAGGAAGAUGGCAGCCGGAUCAGGGAACACGAGCUUCUGUAUCGUAUUAACGCCCAGAUGAAAGCCUUCCGGAAAGAACUGCAGACGUUUAUAGACAGACUGGAAGUGCCUCGACCCGAGGGCAGGGAGACAGAGGAACCACUGUCGAUGUUCCAGCCUAUAAUUUUGCUCAUCCUCAUACUUGUGUUAUUCUCGUCCCUCUCUUACGCCACCAUCUUUAAACUAGUCUUUCUUUUUACUCUUUUCUUUGUUCUGUGAUGUACGCCUCCCUUAAUUCACAUCAUUCCUUGUUUGUUUUUGCUCUGUUGUUUUCCAUUCCUCCCCACAUUCUUUGUUGCCAAGGUAACCAAAAGCACAGAAAAAGCUCAGCACUUGCCGAGGCUGCAACCACAUUCAAGAAAGUGCGGCUAGAUUCAACACCGCAGUCUAUAUUAUUCAUUACACAUCACUGUCCACGUCUAUCCCUAAAGAAGAAUGACACUUGAUGCACCACCCCCUGUUGUUGCCUCAAGUGUUUCCUGGCCAUUGAUCCCUGAAAACCUAGGGUAACAUCUGACAGUAAAGUGAAACAGGAGAAAGGGGAAAUUGGCAUUUAAAGGGGCCUCUGGGUAUUGACCGGCCUGCGUCA